CGACCGACUCGAGCACACUCCCCGAUGUCUCCUCUCCUCAUACCCCAAUUUCGAUUUUCUCUACACCUCACAAGUCACCAUCAUCAUAGCAGUCGGCUCUACUCUUCAUAGUCAUGCUCCUCUAGGCUCAUAGAUCAUUCGUUAUCUCCUUGCAUUUGCAUUGGAUCUAAGACUGGCGGGCUCUUGAACGAUAGCCACCGCCCGUCGACGUUUUGCUUGCACACAAAUUAUCAAAUAGUGGCAUACGCAAAGAACACCAAAGAAGGUUUGCUCGCAAUUGCUACAGGUGUACCAAGAGGACGAGAGUGAGGGCGAGAGCGAGGGCGAUCUCGCGAAACCUCGCGUCGCAAUGCCGGCGGCGACAGAAGUAGGACAGGUCUCCCCUCGGAAGGAAGCGCAUACGGUGGCGUGUCCGUGUCUCAAUGUUCAAGUCACCUUCGCUAGGAUAAUAAAUGCAGAAGAUGAAGUUCAAAAGGGGAGCGCGGGGAAAUCGGCUUCUGACAGAAUCGCUUUGGGAGAGCCUCUCCAAGUUGAGGCGGUCAAGGAUGGCGUCAAAGCUACCUUCCCUUUGCUUACUGCAAGAGAAACACUGAGGCCCCUGCAGCAGCUCGCGGAGCCGCAGAUGAACGGGGUCGCUGGAGCAUCUUUACGCUGCAUUAACUGCGGUAUCCUGGUCUACACCGUCGAAGACCCUGUGCCCUCAACAGCAUCACGCGUGCUCGGCUUCAGAUCUGCGUCGGAACUGACUGAUGACAGUCAUGAGUCGAGCUUUAAGGCCGAGCGCUCGCGAUCGCCCGACGCAACACCUUCCACUCCCACUCGUGUUCGCACGGCUGGCAGGAUCCUCGAGCCUCUCCCACUUCCUAGAGACGGCAUCAUUACCCUGCAAUUUGGCCUGCUUAUGGGUGAUGAGCUGUUGGUUGCUCAGCGCUCCCCAUCUUUCUCUUCCGCUUUCAACAUUUUGGUGGGCGAAGCAUCUCGCACUCGUGGCGAGACUGUUACUGCUUCCUCAAACCCCAGUGCAGAUGCUAGAACGCCCGAAGUGGAACUGGGCAGCCAAGUAGGAAUCAGCUCCACCACGUCAAGGCCAUCCUUACAAAGUCGACGCACCCUGUCAAACAGCGGCGGUCUAUCUUUCACGUUGCCGCCCUUGCCGAGCCGAAUCUUACCACCUCCGCCUUCAGGUGGCGCCCCGGCUUCCCCAGCUCAAGAUCCUCGGACGCUUCUCGCGCAAAGUAUGGCGAGCAAGCAAAACGGCUCUGCGAGUAACCUGGUCACACAACUCGAGGAAGCCGCUCAGCGCGCAAUCCGGGCGCAGCACGCACAAGCUGAGGGAGAGAUCCGUGCUCUCAUCCAGGCCAAGAGCUUCAUGCUAGAGGAAUUGCACGAGCACCUCAGAGCUGAGGCUACAACCCUGCUAGAUCGAUCCAAAGUGGGGCCGCGCGCUAACGGCUCACCAGCUCGCAGGCUCGCAGGAUCUGCCUCGUUGCCUAUACCGGCUGCUAGUCCCGUAAGGAUGACGCGCUCUACCAGCGGUGGUACUAGCGACGUAGCAACACCACGAGGCGAGACAUCUCUGCCUCACACUAUUCGGACUGCUCGCAAGCAGGGUUCGGGCAAGCGUGGACAGUCGAAUGCCCUGGAAAUCCCUAGCAAUGGCACGCGCUUGCGCGACGACUCGCCAAGCUUUUCCGACGAGGAUCUUGACCUUGAGCCCACUUUGCCCUCCUCUGUGUUUGAACGCAGACGCGGACCACUAGGCAGUAGCUUUGGCACGAGCGCAAGCAUGACGUCAUCCGGGCCCGGAGCAACGCACUCCAGCUUGUCUACCUCAAUCUCUGCCCUUUCAGCAUCUUUCGCGAUGAGAGGUAGAGAUCUCCCGCCUCGCUCUUCAAAUUCUACAGAGGAGUGGGCUGCGAAGCGUCGCUUGCGGGAGAGGUAUCCAGAGGGAGAUCACUCUGCGCUCACGAGCGCUGCAACUAGCGCGGCAAAUUCGACCGCCACAAGCGAGGAUGAGCGCAAGACGGAGGACGAGCGAGAAGAGGCUGGACGCGGACGAGCGCGAACGGAGUCAGAGGGCGAUGAGAGAGGAAGAGGCAGACGGAGAGCAGCGAACAAACCUCCCAGUGUGAGCCCCCAGCCCGUGCCCAUCACUCCGGCCGUCUUGGGAGGCAUCAGUCAAAAGUCGAGGCCGAGCGUUGGCCUAGAGACAGCGCCAUCUUCUACAAGCCAACGCGCUGAGCAAGAGCCUGCGCCGGGAGCGGCAUCGGCUCUGCCUAACACCACCGAAGCUUCGACUUCCGACAGGCCACCAGAGGGGCAAUUCGCCAGGCGAGGUCCUCAAUCGCCCCUCAAAUCCGCUCGUAAGGGAAGCCGACGCAACAGCGAAAUUGCAACCGAUGCAGCCGGCUCCCUCGUCGGUUUGAUGGGAGGUGAGGGCAAGGAGAGCAAGGGUGCUGGCCCAUCAUCUGUCACAGAAAAGAAGGUCGCUUUUGCACCAACUACGAUGGAAGUUCCCUCAACGAAGGUGGAGAGCGAUGGCGAGGAAGAGAAUGCUGGAGCAACGAUGUGUGCCGCUCCGACUGGAUUGCAAAAUGGCGGCGAGCAAGGUGAAGCUCUGUUCGAAAUCGACGAAGACUUCAUUAAGGAGGACAGGGAAGAUGAGGACGAUGAGGGGACAAUCGGCUCUGAUGGAGAGGUUCAGAGCGCGGGUCAGCGAGCUCUGGAGCUUGAUACCUUGGAGCCUCAGGAAAUGGGAUCAAGCACUCCGGAAGACGGCGCUGACUCGGAGGACGACCGUGAUCGUGUGAGCUCAUUGAGCUCCGACGAGAGAUUUGAGCCCGCGUCCGUAGGUGUCUUGGCUGCGGGCAGCUUCUCAGCUCUUUCGGCAUCCAUGGAUGCGCGCAAACGAAGCCGGGGCCGCCAGACAUUGGGAAGUAGGCAAGCGUCAGACUCGGCAUUCGAUCCCUCUGACGUCAACAGAGACGGCUUUGAUCCCGCAUCGCUGCGUAUCGACGGUCGCGUCGUACCUCCGUCGAGUGCGACCAGGCGCACAGAGAGUCGAGAUCGCGCCAUCAAUGCUCUUGCUAGCCCGGUGGAGCAAUCCCGCAACUCUGCGCAACAUGUGUCACUGCCAAGAGCCCCAUCGCGGCCUGUCGAGAACACGAGUGCCCGUGCAGCGCCAGGCACCACCAUCGGAUUCCGCGUUGCGGUCGGAGAGGCCGAGGCUAGACUUUCUGGCUUGCUAGCGCCAAACGUGCCCAGUCAUCGCGGGCUUCGAAAGUCGACGACGGAGCGGAAGCGAAAGACCAGCAAGUACCAACUAGACGAUGAAGAUGACGACAAGUGGGCUGCGUGGCAGACGAGAGUGCGCGAUCAAGAACAAAAGAAGUCGCUUAACGCAUCGCCCGAUGCGUCCGCGCUAGCGAGGUCGGUGCCGAUAGGAAUUGCCACACCUCCCGGCCUCAGCACUUUCAACCGUUUCGGAGGUUCUACAACCAUCGUACAAGAUGAGACUUCAGGCUUCGAUCUUGAGCCCAAGACAAGCUUGCCAUACCAGGAGCGCAAGAUGACCCCGUCUCUGCUCAAGGCUCAACGCCGAGUUGUGACUUCACCUUCGCGCCAGAAGCCAUCAAGAUUGCCAACCAUCCCUGACGGCCAAGAGACGUCUGGCUCACAACCGUCGAGCGGCAAGCUCGAACAGUCUUCAGUGCGGCCGGGCACAGAGAGGGCUGGGAACACCGCGCAGAACAUCGCAAUUCGACCCAGCGAUGACUCACUAGCGCGUAAAAGUCCCAGUCUUCCCAACAGCGUCUUCAAAGCUGGUUUCGAAGUGUCGCCAGCGCGGAGCUCAGCGCAGCACGCGGAUUCGUUAGCUUCAACAACUUCUCAAGAGCCCAUUCAGCAUGGUGCGCCAUCAGGUGCUCGACUACUGGACCCAGGCCGCUAUCUGCGAGGCCAAGCGUCGGAAGCCGGAGCUGCGGGCUCAUCUCCUGUCUCUGGUGCAACCACGCCCUUGGGCAGAAGGUCGCCUAGACCUCCUUACGUCCCGCCACCUCAGCCCACAAGCACCAUGAUCAGACUGCAGCCAGAUCCUACGCAUAAGCCCGGCCCGUUGUCGCUCUUCGAUGUAUCUGCGGACGGCGCUUUUGCUGAGCGGGAAGUUGGCGAGGAGAUGGAAAGCGACUGGUCGAAAGUACUUGGGUUCAUGCAUCGUCUAGAGCGUCUCAAAAUCAACAAACGGACUGGAUGGUACCAUCACCGGAUCAGCCGGCCUGAGAGCAUCGCAGAUCAUAUGUACCGCAUGGCGGUGCUGGCAAUGCUGAAUCCUGCACAGGAUGUAGACAUCGGUAAAUGCGUGCAGCUUGCGCUCGUUCACGACAUGGCCGAGGCGGAAGUGGGUGAUCUCACACCUUUGGAUGGCGUCGAUAAGGACGAAAAGACGAAGAGAGAAGCUCAGGCCAUGGAGUACCUCGUCCACGAUCUGCUCGGUUCCAGCCCCGCUGCUUUGCGUCUCAUGGCCUUGUGGCAAGAAUACGAAGCGCGAGCGACCAAGGAAGCCAAGUUGGUCAAGGAUUUGGAUCGAUUUGAGCUCUGCUUGCAAGCGCUCGAGUAUGAGCGAUCUGAGAGCAUCGCAGAUCUGCAGCCCUUUUAUCAAGGAUCUAUAGGCUACAUUACCUCUCCUCUUGUCCGGUGUUGGGCUGUCGAGCUCGCGCGUGAACGCGAAGCUUUGUGGAAUGAGCGUGGCAUCUCUUACGAGCAACCUUUGCCCCGAAAUCUGCUGAACAGUACCGAUGUUGCAUCAACCCCGGCCACUUGGACUAGCGAGAUGGAGCGCACCAAUACCAGAUGA
Messenger RNA from Ceraceosorus guamensis, 4852 nucleotides. RefSeq lists its product as hypothetical. Lineage: Eukaryota; Fungi; Basidiomycota; Exobasidiomycetes; Ceraceosorales; Ceraceosoraceae. The transcript is spliced from 7 exons. Gene Ontology annotation, molecular function: 5'-deoxynucleotidase activity. Gene Ontology annotation, cellular component: cytoplasm. Bases 350 to 4852 code for a protein of 1500 amino acids. The record is from RefSeq and is a predicted model, not a curated record.